CGGCUGCGGCGCGGUCAGUCGAAUCUAAACAAAACAUUCUCUCUGUUUGCUCGCAACACCCGCAUUCGAUCGCAGCAAAUCGUCACAUUCUGACGUGUUUGUGUCUGACCCGUGCAUGUCAUAUCAAUAUACGAGUGAUAAUUUCUUUUCACAUCACGUCCGAAGAUUAUAAGUGCGUCCGAACGUUCUUUGUUUCCUUCAACAACAUGCUGAAGACGUUUUUCGUCUUCUGCGUCGCAGCAUUCGUCUGCGUCGUAGCACUACCGCCUGAACCAUAUGCAUCUCAACGGCAUGUUUCACUUCUUGGCAGCAAGGAAUGUACUUGGGGGCCGUCGUAUUGGUGCUCCAAUUUAACUGCUGCUGCUGGUUGUCACGCAACGAAACACUGCAUCCAAACCGUAUGGCAACACAAAACUUACCCUGAAGAUGGAGAUUCAAUCUGUCAAACCUGUCUUGACAUGGUUAAACAAGCCCGAGACCAACUUGAAAGCAACGAAACGCAGGAAGAAAUCAAAGAAGUCUUUGAAGGUUCCUGCAACUUGAUCCCAAUCAAAGUAGUCUCGAAAGAAUGCUGUAAACUAGCAGACGAUUUCAUUCCUGAUUUGAUUGACACCUUAGCUUCUGAGAUGAAUCCACAGACUGUGUGCUCGGUUGCAGGCUUGUGCAAUAAUCUGAAAUAUGACAAAUUGCUUGAAAGCAGCUCACAAGAGCUUGUCACCAAGCAAAAAACUGACUCAGAAGUUGAUACCUGCACUGGUUGUCAUCAUGUGAUGGAUAUCAUGGAGAAGAAGUUCACUGAUAUGAGUAGAGAUGAAUUUUUACAAAGAUUAUUACAGAUUUGUGCAAGAACUGGAACAUUCUCAGAUGGAUGCAGUAAUAUUGUCAUUACUUACUUCAACGAAAUCUACAGCCAUUUACAGAAAGAAUUCAAAACUGAUAAGAUUUGUCUGCUUUCGGGUGAGUGUAGUAUUAAUUUCCACAAGCAUCCAGAGAUUGAAGUGACAUCUAUGGGCAAUGUUGGCGUUGUUUCUAUUGGUGAUGAUCCGGCUUGUAAACUGUGCAAACAGCUUGUCAAUCAUUUACGCGACCUUCUGAUUGCUGACACAACCGAAAACGAGUUCCAAAAAGUCCUGCAAGGCUUGUGCAAGCAAACUGGUAACUUCAAAGAUGAAUGCCUCGGUAUUGUCAAUCAAUACUACCCAACAAUCUAUAAAUAUUUGGUCGAAGAGUUAAACUCAACCGUCGUGUGUGAUUUCACCAACAUCUGCCCGGGUCCUGGCUUCGAACAAUUCGAUUCCGCACCGAUUGCGCCAAUGUUAUCCCCGGAAUCAUCUGAAAAACUAAAACAAUUGCAAUUCGAGCAUCAAUCACCUGAAUUAAUGCAGUUGCCCAUUGAGAGACUUAAUAGUCCGUUCAUGAACAACGUUUACAACAAAGAAUUAUGCACAUUCUGUCAAUAUUUCCUCCAUUAUGUCCAGCAGGCGAUUACAGAUCCGAAAACCGAAGGUCAAAUGAAGAAGAUUGUCGAUCAGGCGUGCGAUCAUCUGCCGAAUUCCGUAGCUGAGACGUGUGUGGAGUUUGUGAAUUCCUACGGUGAAGCAUUGGUCGCCAUCUUGGCCGAGGAGAUUGACCCAAGCACGAUUUGUCCGCUGAUUCGUGUUUGUCCAAGCAGCAGUGACAAUCAUGACAUUGAAGUGUUCAUGCAAGGUACUCCAGAAGAUAAACCCAACUGUCCGUUGUGUUUGUUUGCUGUAACUAAACUGGAAGAGAUGGUAAAAGAUCAUAAAACUAAAGAUUCGAUCAAAGACGCGUUGAAAUCUUUGUGUUCACAUCUAAAUGACAAUUUGCGCACUGAAUGUCAAGAUUUUGUCGAUGGUUAUACCGAUGAACUGGUGGAAAUGCUCGUGGAUGACUUCAAACCGCAGGAAAUUUGCGUCUACUUGAAGAUUUGCAAGGAUAAUCGUCCUGCUUCACCUCUAGGAAGUGAUAUCUACGAAGGAAGCAUUAAUACGAAUGAAAUUCCUGAUCAGACAGCGAAUGGACGUCCAAUUAGUCAACUUAAAGUAAAUAAUAAACCAUCGUGUUCUCUGUGUGAGUUUGUCAUGACGCAAUUGCAAGAUAUGUUGAAGAAUAAGUCGACUGAGGAUGAGAUUGAGCAAGCUUUGCACAACGUGUGUAAAGUAAUGCCGAAAACACUGCGGGCGGAAUGUGAUGGAUUCGUUGACAAAUACGGUGAUAUGGUUUUACAGCUUUUGAUAUCCAGUGUGGAACCGAAGGAGAUUUGCACGAUGAUUAAUCUCUGUGACAAAGUCACCUUGACAGCUCCUGCUCCUGUUCCUGUCAAAAUGCAAGUGAAAUCAGGACCGGUUUGUUUUAUUUGUAAACAGGUUAUCAACGCGUUAGAAGGAGUUAUUGGCACUGUAAGCGAAGAUGACAUGGAGAAAACUGUCAAGACUAUUUGUAGUGUGCUUCCCAAGAGCACUGAACAACAGUGUGAUGGUUUUAUUGAAAAGUACGGCGAUAUGAUUUAUAAUUUGUUGAGGGAUGGCACACGGCCUGGUGAAUUAUGCUCGUUGUUAGUCUUGUGUGAUAAUAAUCCAAUCGUUAAAGCUAUCAAAGAAAGCGUUUAUACUUGUGCUGUAUGCGAGGCUACAGUUACACUCGUCGAUGAGAUUUUAGACAAUCCUAACUUGAUUCACAGUGCUGAACAUGUUCUUGAGAAGGCUUGUGUUGCUCUACCUAACAAGCACGUCUCAAAGUGUCAUUCGUUGAUUGAAACCUAUGGAAACAAAAUUUUCCAUUUUGUUGCAACCAUUGGCAGUGAGAAAACAUGCAAAAAAAUCGGUGUUUGUGUUAAGUCAGCACACACGCUGAAGAAACGUGAAUUACUGGGCAGUAAUCGUUGUACUUGGGGACCUGGCUAUUGGUGCCAAAGCGUCGAGAAUGCCAAAGAGUGUGGCGAUGGUGCCCACACCCACUGCAAAACCAAAGUUUGGAAGGGUGAGAAGCCUGCAAAUGAGAUCUAAACAUCAUAGUAGCUCUUAAUUUUAAACUUAACCUCAAUAUUACUCUUUUUAACCGUUAGAUGUGUUUCCCCAUAGUUAUAUACUAACAGAAUAUUCUCAAUAAUGAACAAAGAUUACGCAGAUUAAGCAGAAUACCAAUGUUUUACGAGUUAAUUUCGGUAGUGAAUGCUGUGAUUUGAUAAUUGACAAAAUUUGAAUAAAUAUUUAAGGUUAUGAGUA
Molecule: messenger RNA, 3245 nt
Organism: Dalotia coriaria
Lineage: Eukaryota; Metazoa; Arthropoda; Insecta; Coleoptera; Staphylinidae
Exons: 9
Coding region: 207-3026 (939 amino acids)
Biological process (GO): sphingolipid metabolic process
Cellular component (GO): lysosome
Source: RefSeq, a predicted model, not a curated record